Messenger RNA from Cloeon dipterum, 2025 nucleotides. Its product is annotated as U3 small nucleolar RNA-associated protein 6 homolog. Bases 141 to 1952 code for a protein of 603 amino acids. Gene Ontology annotation, biological process: maturation of SSU-rRNA from tricistronic rRNA transcript (SSU-rRNA, 5.8S rRNA, LSU-rRNA). Gene Ontology annotation, molecular function: snoRNA binding; protein binding. NCBI's taxonomy places the organism in Eukaryota, Metazoa, Arthropoda, Insecta, Ephemeroptera, Baetidae. The record is from RefSeq and is a predicted model, not a curated record. The transcript is spliced from 12 exons. Gene Ontology annotation, cellular component: small-subunit processome; Pwp2p-containing subcomplex of 90S preribosome.
ACUGAACGCACGUGUAAUUGCGUCUGCAACUUGCAAUUUGAUUAUUUUGCCUUUCGUUAGAGUCCUUGAUUUCCCAUUAGUGGAGUUGACUGCUCCCCUUGCCAUUUUACUCGAAGCCUAGAUAAACUCGGUGAUAAAAAAUGGCAGAGUUUAUUCAGCUCCGCAUGGAAGAAAUGCGGCCCGAACUGGAGCAGUAUGCCAAGUUCGAACUCUUUGGAUUAGAUGAGAUCAGAGAUAUCACAAUCAAAAGAAAAGACCUGGAAUACAAGCUGCACAAGAGGGUAAAAGGGAAAGAGGAUUACCUGCAAUACAUUCAGUACGAGGUAGAUUUACUCAGGCUGCUGCGUCUGAAACUGAAGAAUUUCAAGACAUCUGGCAAAACUACAAAGAUUAAGAAGGAGCUGUGCCGCUUCAUUGUGAACAGAAUCACUAAGUUGCUUGAUUUCGCCGUCAACAAAUUCCCACAAGACGCCAGAAUGUGGUUCACCUACGUCAAGUUUUGCAAAGCUGAAGCCAGAUACUCUGAGGUCAGUCGGAAUCUGGAGAGAAUGCUAAAGUUUCACGGUAGCAAGGAAGAAAUGUGGCAGCUUGCAGCCCACUGGGAAUACCUUGAGUGCAACAACAUCAAAGGAGCUCGAGCUUUCCUUCUCUCAGGAAUGCGCCACCAUCCAAAAUCAGAGUUAAUUUACUUGGAAGCCCUGUGGCUUGAGUUGAAGGGCGCAAGUGACCUGCGGCUUGAGGAGAUUAGACGAGCAACUCUAAAUAAAACAGCACCGAACCUAGAUGGUGACGAGAUCAUGAAAGGCGAGUUAGGGUUUGUCAUGUACCAGUGUGCUAUUGAGAAGCUGGACUCUUGCAAAUACCUUUGUGCUGCGCUGAAAAUCGCCCUUGAUUUUGAAUUCGCCACUGAACUCCAAAAAAUCAUCAAAAGACAGUUGAUGAAACAAUUUUCCGACGAUUUCCUGACGUGGAAAACCUUGGCGCAAUUGGAGUUGGAAAGUUACACUCUAGAGGGUAGAUUCAAUAUCAGGCUGUACUACACAAGACAAAAGAAUCCUGAGCUGCAGCCUUCAAAACGCCAGAUCAAAUACGCGUUCGAAAUUUUGGAAACUGCCGCUCACAAUAUCAAUGAUGAGGACAGUUGGAGUCAGUUUAUCAACAUGUGGUUGGAUUUGAUUGAAAAGUCGGAAGAGAACGGUGUUGGGAAGAGGUACCCGAACCUACUGAACAGGCAGCUGAAAGAAGCCCUUGAGAGCGCUCACAUUCAGGCCAAGCUGCCGGCUGAAUUCUACAAACACUACGUUGAUAUGCUGGAUGAUGACGAAGCAAAAAUUGACGAAGUGCUGUCGAUGGCAACUGACAGAAACCCAAAGUGUGCUGAACUGUGGAUGGCUCGAUUGAAAUUGAGCUUCAUUAAAGACGAUAAGGCUAAGAGCAAGAAGAUUUUUGAGGAAGGCAUAAAAAAUCUGAAGGAGUCUGAACAUGAACUGGACCUGUGGAUUCUGAUGAAAGAGCAGUUUGCCAACGAAAAAGAUUUCUUGGACAAACUGUUCAGAAAAGCGUCAGCCACUAAUUCAACAUCAGCUGAGAAAAUCAAAAUCAUGCACUUGAAUUUUGUCGCUGCACACCAAGGUCUCCUAACAUGCCGUUCACUUUACGCUAAACUGAGCGUAAGUCCACCGUUCAGUCUAGAACUGCACAGAAAAAUGAUCGAGCUUGAAACGGGACAGCCUAAGGUUGACGUAAGGAGUACGAGAAGGUGCUUUGAAAUCGCCUGCAAUCAGUUUGGAACUAAAAAUGCUGACCAUUGGAUGGAGUACAUUGAUUUCGAGAUGAAACAUGGCAGCAAACACCUGAUUACGCAGCUGUACACACGAGCUUCGAAAGAAUUGGAACCUGCUGAAAGUGAAAAAUUUGCUGUUAAAUAUCAAACUCUGCAGCUUAGUAUGUAACUCAUUGUAUGUAUUUUUAAAGCAUAAUUAUUAUGUUGACUUAAUACAAAUAAUAACUUCAGAUUUUUAAUAG